Didymella exigua CBS 183.55 is the source of this 702-nucleotide messenger RNA. Its product is annotated as carbohydrate esterase family 1 protein. Gene Ontology annotation, molecular function: hydrolase activity. Gene Ontology annotation, cellular component: extracellular region. The record is from RefSeq and is a predicted model, not a curated record. Lineage: Eukaryota; Fungi; Ascomycota; Dothideomycetes; Pleosporales; Didymellaceae. The transcript has 5 exons. Bases 1 to 702 code for a protein of 233 amino acids.
AUGCAUUUGUCAACUUCCUUCCUCGUCAGUCUUGGCGCUGCAGUCACGACCAUCAGUGGCGCCCUCACUAGCGUCACAGACUUCUGCGAUAACCCGACGGGCUUUGAGCUAAAUGUUAACGUGCCGGCCAACCUCACGCAGAAGCCAGCCAUCAUUUCUCGCUGUAGUGGCGAAGCCUACGCCACGCAAACAACAUACAUCACCCUCUCCGAGCAGAGAGGGAUCUUCACUAUCUUGACCUCCUCCAAGCGUGACUCCAACUGCCGGGAAGUCAAUACCGCCAAAGGACUCUCUCGCAAUGCCGGCGGCGACAAUCAAGGUCUAAUCUCCAUGGUGUUCGUCACAGGCUCCAGCUCGAGCUACAUGAUGACUAACGUGCUGAUAAGCACUUAUCCUGACGUCUUCGUCGCUGCAUGGUGCUAUCCUGGUGUCGCUGCGGGCUGUGUGGCUGGCACUCCUGGCGCGUCGCCUAUCUCACCGGACGGGGAGUGCGCAAAAUGCACCGUGAAAGCCAUGUUAUCUGGGUACAGUGGCAUGUAUCCCAAGCUUGCGACGUGGCACGGAACUGUGGACACACUUGUCAAGCUGCCGAACUUGGGCGAAGAGUUAAAACAGUGCAAGCUGGUUAAAUACAAGGCACGAGAUUUGGGUCACACCGUGCCGGUGCAAGAAGCGGAGGAUUUGACGUGGUUCGGUCUCUGA